GGCUCCGCAUCCGCCAAAAGCGCGGGGAAAGGCGGUGUUUGGCGCCGGUCGGCCGGGCCCUCCCCCUGCUCCGGGCCUGGCAGCUCCGCCUCCGCCCCAGCGGGCCGGGCCGGGCCGGGCCGGCGGCUCCCGCCGCCCUGGGGCUACUGCCAAAGCCGAGCUCCGGGGGUUUGGGUUUGUGUGUUACGGAAACAUCGCAACACCUUUGUUGGUGCAACACCAAAUUGUGCCUUUCCUUAUUCCCAGCUGUAUACUUCUUCACUUAAUCUCUUUAACUGGAUUUUGGGCAGGUACCCAUCUCAAAGUGCUUACUGAAUUCUUUCUGCAAACUUUUUCUCCCAGAACAUUAAACGAGUGUUUGAUAACAGUUUUUGGUAAAAAAAAAUUGCACUAGAACUAUGGAGCCUGCCCUUUGCUUUGAACAUCAAUGUGUCUUCUUACAGAAUUGAUGUUAACAGCUUUUUUUCUGAGCUUUAGUCCCAGGCUGCUGCCUUUGUCUUGUGCCCAGAAGCCAGAGCAGCCACUCACCCUUGGCACUCGUCUCCAUGCAGUAGCAGAGGAACUGAGGUUCUAAUACCCUGAGACCUUCAGUUUUAUGCUUUCUUGACUUGCUAAACAGUUGCCCAAUUCUUCAGGAUUUCCAGCAGUGUGAAAUGUAAUCAGAGUGUUGGUGCAUUUUGGUACUGGAAUGAUGACUACUGCAGAAGUUGUCAAGAAGAAGCAAAAUUACACUAGUGUGCAUGAAGCAGUGAAAGCUGGGGAUGUAGAACAGCUUGCAUCGAUGAUAAAAAGUGGAGCCAGUGUUAAUGAGGUGGAUGUAGCUCACAAAUUCACACCCUUGCAGUGUGCUGCCCACUCGGGAAGUCUGGAGGCCCUGUUACUGAACGGAGCGGACGCAGCAGCUCGGGACGAGCGCGGGUGCACGGCCUCGCACCUGGCUGCAGCCCACGGGCACUCGUACACCCUGCAGACCCUGCUGCGCACUGGGGCGGAUGUAAAUGUUUCAGACAGGAAUGACUGGAAACCUGUUCAUUAUGCUGCUUUUCACGGUCGCUUGGGGUGUUUGCAGCUUCUUGUUCGAUGGGGAGCAUGUGUAGAUGAUGUGGAUAACAAUGGAAACCUUCCAGCACAUCUGGCAGCAGUGGAAGGACACUUGCAUUGCUUUAAGUUCUUGCUCAGGAAAAUGGCCAGUGUUAUGCGCACUCUGAAAGCCAGGAAUGACCACGGAGAGACUCCAAGGGACUUGGCUGAACGGUUCUACAAAGAUAAUAUUCUGCAAUAUAUUGAUGGUGUGGAAAAAGAGGAGGAACAUCCAGAGACACAGGAAGUUUUAGCUUUCCCAGCUCAUGAUGCUGCUUUCAAUGGGGACUUGGUAGUGGUUAGAGGACUAGUGAGAAGUGGAGUAAUCAACAUUAAUGAGCGGGACGAUAAGGGAUCCACUCUCCUGCACAAAGCUGCUGAACAGGGGCAUAUCCAUUGCUUACAGUGGUUGGUUGAAAUGGGAGCUGACUGUGACAUUACAAAUGAUGCUGGAAAGACUCCAAAGGAUGUAGCCAAGAGAUUUGGCCAUCUGGCAGCUGUGGAACUGUUGACACCAAGAACUGGAAACAGUAACUCUAGUGAUGAAGAACUAGAUGCAAAUAACAUCAAGUUUUUUGAAACACAUGGUGUAGAAGGGAGUACAGAUAGCAAAGAAGAUUUAGCCCUGGAUGAAGCAGAGAAAAGGAAUGCACGCAUAAGGGCCUAUCACAAGAUUAAAGAACUUCAGAGACUUCUAGAAAUUGCCUACAGCAACUACAGACAGCUGGGGGGAGUAACUGAAGAGGAGAAGAAGAUGAGAAAAGAAGAAAGGAAAGUUGAGAAGGCUGUGAAGGAGCUGGAGGCCCAGCUGGAGUAUGAGCGAGUCAGGCGGGAGAAGCUGGAGAGCCAGCUGGAUGACUACCGUGCUGAGAUAAACCAGCUCCGAGAGGGCCGGGGGAAAACCUGCACCGCCCCUGCUGCCUCCGUGGAAGCUGAGACAAUGGCCAAGUCUUGCAAAGAUGAAAAUAAAGAAGCAGUCAGCCUGAAGCCAAGGAGGAGUGCAACUACACUGAAGAAUGAACCUCAAAGGAGGGGCAGCAGACUGCAGGUGGAUUUUUUCAGUGGGUUGAACAGCUACAUUGCACAGACAGUCUCAAGAAAGCUGACAUUACACUUCUGGCUGCUCGCCACGCUGCUCUUGGCCCCGCUGCUCCACUCCUGCAGUCUCGACUGGAUGCUCGUCUCCCAGCCCGGAGCUGCGAAAACCACUCCACAGACCCGUACCCGAGACACCUCUGGGUGACGCCCUUCCGCACCGCCAGUACCUCCUCCCGCCCCGAACAACCACCUGACAGCCGCGUACACGGCUGCUGCCGCCCGUGGAACUCACCCCUUGUUCCAGCCCCGAGGGAAGGCGCUCAGCGCUCCCUCACACAGCGCCUAAGGGACGGGCCCCGCGGCCGCUCCCACACUGAGUCCGGCCAGCGCCGCUCACAGACACGGCCCGAGCUCACCCGACACCGGCAGCCACCCACCCCGAGGGGCCGCAGCACGGCGCUGCGGCGCCUCUCACCUCUGCGAGGAGCCGGGAGCAGCCGGGCCGGCAUCGGGAGCAGGAGCGGCCCGGCCAAGGCGCGGAUGGCACCGCUGCUCCCGACGCCCCUCAUGGCUCCCCAGCCCUCCGCUUCCGCCCGCUCACUGCCGCUUCCGGUCGGUUCCGCGGGGCAUGCUGGGUAUUGUAGUCCGCGGCCUCACGGCAGGGCUCGGCCCGAGGCGGCGGCGCAGCGCUCCCGUGCGGAUGGGAGGAGCGGAGGCCGCCGUGUCCGUCCUGAGCUGGUGCCGCAUCGCGGGGGCUGCUACGCUCUGUUGACGCCAGGGAAACGAGCUUGAAGAUCAUCUAGUUCCAAACCCCUGCCAUGGACAGAGACACCUUCCACUGGACCAGCUUGCUCAAAGCCCUAUCCCUGGCCUUAAACACUUCCAGGUAUGGGGCAUCCACAGCUUCUCUGGGCAACAUGUGCCAGUCCUUCACCACCCUCACAGUAAAGAAUUUCUUCCUUAUAUCUAA
Molecule: messenger RNA, 3088 nt
Organism: Haemorhous mexicanus (house finch)
Lineage: Eukaryota; Metazoa; Chordata; Aves; Passeriformes; Fringillidae
Gene: ANKRD42
Product: ankyrin repeat domain 42
Exons: 13
Coding region: 689-2323 (544 amino acids)
Molecular function (GO): protein binding
Source: RefSeq, a predicted model, not a curated record